UUUUUUUCGAUGCUUCAAACUCGUGAGAAAACGAAAAAGAUAUUUUUCUUGUGGUAACUCGUUGUGCUGUCAAAAUAAACAAUUGAAGUAUCGUGCUAGCUAUAAAUUGCCAUGCAAUGCAAGAUUUUUUAUUAAAACUGAAGACACAGUCGAAACUAAAAGCCUGACUAAGCCUGACAUACGAGAAAAGACAGCUUUAUGUUUUAGCCUCGUUUUUACCCGUAAUUUACAUGUGGGGCGCAAAUACGAUAUAAAGAUGUAUACCAUUCGCCUAUUUAAUUCCCGUCAUGCAGUUCUCUGCAUAUUAUUUUUAUACCAGACAUUUGGAGCAGGUUUUGCACAAGAAGAAGCAGAUAAAGAAACGAUUGAGGCGAUAAAAAGACUGAUCCUCGAUGGAUUGGGAAUGAAGUCAGAACCUGUGAUUGAUGAGCACACGAUAGAACGCUCAGUUAAAGAUCACGUUAAAAGGCACAGUAAAGUGGAACAUACAGUAUCCAAAGUCAGCAUAACUCCUACCAAAACAGGUAAAAGCAUAUUCGAAUUCGAUGUUGGAGGCACUGGUAUUUAUGGGAAUGAUCCUGUUUAUUUUGCUGUUCUUAAUAUCAAACUUACCGCCGGGAUCACAAAAAAUAAAAUUUUCAAAAUAUCACAGGACGGAAAAGUUAUUUCUAAACCAUCUUUGAGCGAAAAAGAAUGGAUUUCCGAAGACAUUACAAGAAAUCUAGUUAACUGGAUCAAACACAAAUCAGAUAAUUUGACGAAAGCGUAUGUACUUGAUAUUAAACGGGAAAUCGGAAAGAAAGUCCCUCUUAGCAUAUAUCUUGAUGUCGAAUAUCGUAAGCAGAUAUCUCGCAGAAAGCGAAUGGUAGAAUGUAGCAUGGGACAAACCACGUGUUGCCGAAAAAGCAUACAUUUAAAAGUGAAAGAUUUCAACUGGGACAAAUGGUUUUUCGCGCCAAAAGAAUUUAAUUUUUUUUAUUGUGAUGGAUCCUGUGAGAACCAAAAAAAAUCGAAAUAUGGCGGAUUACUUUCUGGCCACAUCAAAAACUAUAAAUCUACUGGUUGUUGCAUUCCAACUAAAUUACAUGGACUACGAGUGAUGCACGUGGACGAAAGGAAAGGCAUUUUUGAAAGGGAAAUCCCAGACAUAAUGGCGGAGUCAUGCGGCUGCAGUGGAACAUAAGUCAAGCCAAGAAAUAGCGUUUAUUUACGUUUUAUAGAUAACUCACCACUUUCUUUAAUGCUAGAGGUUGACGUUUAUUGACAUGAUAAGGAUUGAAGAAACGUUUGUAAGAAGUUUGCAGAAAGGUAAAGACGUGUAAAGAAAUAUAAUAAAAACAGUCUGACUAAGAAAUUAGUUUUUCGACCAUUUUAGCUCUAUAAAAAAACAAAGACGUGUCUGACGAGAAUAUAUUCUUCCUUGAGCGGGAGAAUUGGUUAUUUGUAAAUGUUUUCCUUAAAGAAGGUAUGUUUAGAAAAGAAUGUUGUUUUUUGUAUCACGAAGUUGAAUCGUUACGUAAUUUCCAAUGCCUUAUUUUAUGCUAUGAUUAUUUGGGACCCCUUUGCAUUGCUAAAAGAACUACGAGACUGUCCUUUUGUUAAGAUUUCAUGUUAUUUUAUGUCAAACACAUGGUUUAGGUUGUGUGAGAAAUGUGAGAGGUUUAGGUGAACACUGCAUAAAGUGCAUGUUAUGAACUACCACGAAAAAAAAUAUCACGCAAGAAUUAAACGGAGCUAAACGUUAUUUUUUUUCUUUUCUUGUGAUAUAUAUGUUCGUCCCUAAAGCUUAAAGCAGGGUUUCUUCCGUCCCCAGGGUUUCGUCCGUCCCCAGGAUUUCGUCUGUCCCCAGGGUUCCGUUACUUUUUGUGGUACUCUCGGACAACAGAUUUAAUAAAGAAAAUUAGUGUGACGGAGGGUCUCCAUCCAGUGAGUCGUCUAUAACAAAUUUCUGCGUAGUUUGUGUUUGAAAUUGUAGGUUGGAGCGAGAGUCAAACACAUAAAGCUUGCGUUUUUUGUACCUUAUUUGCUUCUGUAGCUUAAAAUGAAACUUUUAAAAGCAAUAUAACUUUAUUUUUGUUUAUGGACAAGCAAAGAUGUACAUAUGGUGAUCGGUAUACAUCAGUUAUUGUUCCAGCCUCCCAAGCGAUUGUUUCGAAUUUUUAAAGACGAUGUAUGUUUCGGCUUCUAAAAUAUUCCAGAAUAUCCGAAAAGCAAGAAAUUAAAGAAAUAUGAUUCAGUUAUGAAUAUCACGAAUGCACCUAUAUUGAGUUCAAUACUCUUGAAACACACGUAUGAGAAGUUCAAGCAUCACUUGAAAGUUUAGGGUUAUACAAGAACACAAAAAACGCAACAAACACAUCAACACUCGAAGUUAUUUAAAUAUUUGGUGUUAGUUUCCAAGCACCUAUUUCUGAUCUCCAAAACUGACACCCGACACGUGCCAUGUGCUAUUGACGUCUGUACAAUGACACAAUUUUGAACUCAAAAGAGAGAGAGAGAUGUUCUCGAUUUUGUUUCAGCAUUUCUUAAAAUUAGCUAAGAAGAUCUGGGAAAUAGGUUGUUUCAUAAUCUACGGCUUCGAGAAAUUUAAUAUACUACGCUGCGCACAAUUUUUGAAUAACCAAGACAGCCACCAUAUUGACACAGCGCCAACAACAAUUCAAACUGAUAGAAAAAGGAGAGCGGCGGUAGCUUAAAAUAGAUGUAUGAACCUGGGGCAACUUUAUAUACUUACAAAGAGGCUUAGAACUAAGUGUACCUGAGAGUGAAAAACUAAUUUUGUUUUCGUUUGCAGAGUUAUAGGAUAGUGUUGUUAACCAAAUACGCAAUCUGGCAACUCUUGCCCUUACAUCUGCCACUCCAAAAAACUGCCAUAUCUAUAGAGUGGAGAUUAAAAGUCAACCACUUGUUAAUUGAAUAAUGACGCAUCCUUUGCACUGUUUAUGUGAUACAAACCUACUUCCUACAACCUUUCUCCAAGCUAACCCGCACCAUAAGAGGAUCAAUCAACCUCGUUGCUAGGGCAUUUUGCCUUGUUGAUAAAGUUGAUAGCGGCAAAUCCGUAAUAACAGCUCAGGGACUAAAAGACUCUGAGGACGAGGUUGAGAAUCAAGUUCUUCUUUUUUUUUAACAUGCAUUGUUCAGAAAAAAUUC
This is a messenger RNA of Hydractinia symbiolongicarpus, 3153 nucleotides long. RefSeq names its product growth/differentiation factor 8-like. The transcript is spliced from 3 exons. Lineage: Eukaryota; Metazoa; Cnidaria; Hydrozoa; Anthoathecata; Hydractiniidae. The record is from RefSeq and is a predicted model, not a curated record. Gene Ontology annotation, molecular function: growth factor activity; cytokine activity. The coding region runs from base 257 to 1183 and encodes 308 amino acids. Gene Ontology annotation, biological process: SMAD protein signal transduction. Gene Ontology annotation, cellular component: extracellular region.